This is a messenger RNA of Procambarus clarkii (red swamp crayfish), 7111 nucleotides long. RefSeq lists its product as uncharacterized. NCBI's taxonomy places the organism in Eukaryota, Metazoa, Arthropoda, Malacostraca, Decapoda, Cambaridae. The record is from RefSeq and is a predicted model, not a curated record. Gene Ontology annotation, biological process: regulation of DNA-templated transcription. Gene Ontology annotation, molecular function: DNA-binding transcription factor activity, RNA polymerase II-specific; RNA polymerase II cis-regulatory region sequence-specific DNA binding.
AUGGAGAGUGUAGUCCCGGGUGUCGGGAAUAUUGACAAAAGUAGUGUAGCCGGAGAGUUUGUGUGUGUGUGUGUGUGUGCGCGCGUGUGCUGGUGUGUUUGUGUGUGUGUGUGUGUGGUGCGCCCCAGCAAUCUGGCCUGGUGUUCUUAUCUGUGUUCAACUGUUUAUAGUAUGUCAUAUGUUGAUACGGUCUCACUUGUCCUGUGUAGGGGGGGUAGGGGGUGGUGAUGGGUGGACGGCGGCAGUUUUGUAGUUAGUAACAAUGUAUAGGGACACCCCCUACACACACACACACACACACACAAGUUGCUGUGUGUGUGUGUGUGUGUGGUGUGGGGGGGGACAGCCAGUCAACGCUCGCCUUACUUCGGGGACGGACGGUACAUCUAUCCUCGCUCUACCCCCCCCAACAUUUCCGUUCCUCUCAAUUCCCCAUCCACCUCUACUCUCUCUCUCUCUCUCUCCUCCUCCACCUGUUGUCUUCACCCCUCCCUCGUGACCUGACCAGCUCCCCCCUACACUCUGGGGACACACAGUGGACAGGAACCUGGAGCCUCGAUGGUUGGCCAGUGGUGGGAGUCUUAACUCCGGGGCUGGUAUUGUUAGCCAGGUGGACUGCUGCUUCUAUCUUGCUCCCGUAGAACACUUGUUUAACACUCUACACACAGGCAUGAAGGUUUGAGGAUGGUCAUAGCAGCUGAAAUAAUUUAUCAAGAUUCAGCAUAUGUUCUUUUCUAUGAAGGCAGGAAAGCCUUGCAUGGUUUUGGUUGAGUUCACCGUGGAGAAAUAAAUAAUGGAGUUUAGUGACUCAGAAACUAUCUUAAAUUUCCUUGAGCAAAACUCUCAAAUAUCAAGUGAAGAUGUUUUGGUAAAUGCAGAGGCUGGAAUGGUUUGUAAUUCCCUCAACUUAAAGGUGGAGGAUGAUGAUGACAACCGCUUAGAGACAUCCGAAACUCUUCUUGAUAACCUUAUCUUUAGUGUGUGUAGCGAGCAGGUUCCCACAUCAACCAAUAAUGCAGAGAACAGCAGUAAAAUUACUGAAGCCAAAUAUGACACAAAGAAAGCUGCUGCAUCGAAGGUUGGCAGUGAGCCAUCAAGGUUUCCCUUUCAGUUAAGUGAGAGUAUGAAGAAAGGGCUCUCCCUUCUGACCUUUCCCUCUAAAAGAACCAACUCUCAAAAAAAGAUUAGGAAAUCAUCACGAGCCAUAUCAAGUUCUCGAAUCACAAUAGGCGAAGCUCUAGAAAAAGCAGAGAAUGCAAGACAAAGUAUUUCCAUCAUUUUAAAGGAAGCACGUGAAGCAGAGAAUGUGGGUGGAAGCAUCCUAACAGAUCCUGCAACACAACCACUUCCCGUGGGCAGUUCUGCUUCAGUUGGGCCAAAACAUGAAGGGAAAAUUAAGAUUGAAAUAGGGGAGGAGACAAGUCUUACUGGGGAAACUAGCAUAGACACCAAAAUUACAGAUGGGGAGAAAGAAAAUGUAAGAAAUGCCUCCGAAAUACCAGUCCAAAGUGAACCAGCCUCGUUACUUGAAGAUUCUCAUAAUGACCAGCACGUUAACUUGGAAGGCUCAUGCAUGCAAGGUAAGAGAGAGGCAGUGGCAAGCAAGGGUAAAUCCACUGCAACAUCCAGACUUAAGCUGUCACCCAGAAUGCGGGAGCUCCUGAAGUUUACCUUCGCACAUGAACACUUCCCAACAUCUGUCCACAUGGCACGCCUGGCCAAAAUGAUGGGCGUGCAAUGGUCACAAAUAAGAAACUGGUUUACCGAUUGCCGUGUGGAAAAUAAGAAGGCAGGUAUAUUCCCACGAGACAAAGUACUUGUACAAUGUCCUUAUUGCGAUAUCACACUGGACACUGAAGUAGAACAGAAGAACCAUCUCUUCUCAAUACUUCAUGUCAGGAAGGUUCUUGGGGCAGAAUUUAAUGGUGGAAUUGGCUCAAAGCCUAUCAGGUGGAAGAAGCUACCAAGCAGUGUGAAAGCCGUCAGUAAGAACUCUGGCGGUCGAGUGUUGGCCGUUGGCUAUUCUGAGAUUGUGGAUGAUAAUACUGAGCCAGAUAAAGUUACUCACACAGAUGAAGCAGUUGAGGAGUUAAGUGAAGCAGAUGAAAUUGAAUCAAAGAAGCUUCAAAAACGAUGGACAGAUUCUGUGCUGCUUCAAAGCAUAAGGGAACAAUCUUUACAGAAAAAUGCUUCAGGCACAAGCUUAAGUAAUAAAUCUUUUGGAUUUCAAAGUGGCAGUGGUGGUAAUAGGGUACAAGAAAAGGAAGAAUGUUUAACUUUUAUUAAAAUGGAAGCUGGAGAAGAAGGAAUCGUGCAAAACACUAUUGGCAGUGACAACAAAUCCAGCACAGAGACAGUGGAAACAGAAACCUUGCCGACUGGUGACACCGGUGCUUCGUUACCUACAAGUGUGAAGCAUCCUAUUGUUGUUGGUCCUGCAGAGCUGUGCUCAAAUAACAGUGAUAGUGUUAAGCAACUACAGGUCCCCAGUGUCUCUAAACCAGAGGUCAUAACAAUUAGUGAUGUUUCCAUCAAUAUUUCAGCCUAUAAAAAUAAAUCAGUGCAAAGAAUAGGAAAACAGAUGCAAGAUAAUGAGAUGGCUCAAGUUUCAACUUUGCAACCAGGUCCAUUAGUACAAAGAAAAGGUGACAAAUAUUCUAGAUUUGAAGAAGUUGGCAAUAAUCUGAGCAAUGACACAAAUAGUAAAGUAAAUACCCUACAAAAACGAGAGAAGAAAUGUGAAAAGUUUGCCAUUAAGGUAAUUAAGGAGGCCAAGACCAAUGCACCUUCCAUCCCCAAUAUAAAUGUUACUCAUGGUAUUAGUUCCACUUCAAAUGUAAAUGUUAACCCAGUUACAAAUCAGGCAUCAGGAAGUACAAGUUUAAAUGCUGAAUUGUGCAUUUCAAGAAAAAGAUGCAGAACCACUGAGGGCACUGGUAGUUAUAUAGAGUCCCAGCACAUAAACACUAAAAAUACCCACUACUUGCAAGCACCUUUUAUGACCUCAGUCUUAUUAAAAUCUCACCAGAAUAUCAGGAAUGCUUCAGAUGAGACUGUAGUAAUUGGCUAUCAGUGCCCAACUUGCAGUAAAAUUUUUCAAACCGAGUGGCUAAUGAUAAAACAUUGCACCAUCCACUUCAAGUAUAUAUGUGACAUAUGCGAGCAACCAUUUCCAUCAGAACCCAUGCUCAAGCUCCAUAUACAUGAUCAUCUCACUGCAGCUUAUGAAGAUGAAAAGUACUAUUGUCAGUUUUCUUGUAAAACUUGCCAUAGCCUUAUGUGUGAAUGUUAUGAGCCAAUAUAUUGUAGGCCAAAGGAAAUACCCAAAGGAUAUUCAAGGCCUCAAAAAGCAAGACGGUCCAAGAAAACUUUCAUUAGCAAACCAAAUUCUGGUUCCAAUGAUCAUUUGGUUGUUACUUUAGCAGAUUAUAAAAAACUUGUUCAACCUAUGGGCAGCUUAGGGAACAUAAGAAGUGGAAAGAAGAAAUCAAAUGCCACCCAAGGAAACCCUAGUGGUCCUCGCAUCCAGAAAUUGCAAAUACGAAACAACUUACAAGAAAUGUCUCCUCCUAAAGAAUUUGAUGUAAAACAUUCCAAGUCUCAUGGAGAACCCAAAGAACAUGACAGCCCAAAGCAAGACACAAUAUUCUUGGACAGUUCUAAAGAUGUAACAGAGGUAAUUAUGCAUAAUGACUUGAUUGAUGUGAAGGAGGAGCCUGUGGAUACUUUUUCAGAAGAUCUGCUUAGUAUUGAUGAUGAACCUUUGGGCGCUUACAGAGGUAAAAGGCCAGUUAGUCGUAGAAGACCUAAUAAAUUAUCAAGCAAUUACAUCUAUAAGGACACAGAUUUUUAUUACAUGUGUGAAAUGUGUGAUGCAAGUUUCCUUUCUAAGGCAGAAUUGAGCGAACACAUGUUCUUUCAUAGACUCAAAUCACGGAGUCGCAGAGGAGAAAAGAGACGUGCACUUGGCACAGCAGACCAAGAGAGACAAGAAGUAUUAAAACGGCUGAAGGUAGAAGAACUUCAAAGUACUGAAGUUGCAACCAUUAAUGUAGGGGGAUUUGAAAGGUUCAAGUGCCCAAUGUGCAAGGGACACUUUGCAUCUGUCACAGAUUUAAAUAGGCACAGAACACAGGCUCACAAGGGAUUUGACACAGAUGUAUUGCAUGAUGUAAAUAUGCCAGUUCAGCGCACUGAAGUUUUCCAGUGUGCAUUCUGUGAGAAAUUGUAUCGAAGGGAACGAGAGCUACGAAGGCAUCUUAAGCAUGAUUGUGUUAAAAUCCCUAAACAUCUAAAGGCUAAAAUAUCCUUGGGUGUAACUCUUUCUCAAUUAGAAUCUAUGGGAAAUGGACCCCUCUAUCGGAUAAUUAAAAGAAAUCCUGAUGAUACUCCUGUGUGUGACCCAUCUCCUUCAAAAACCUCCAGCACAGUAACUUACAAAGGACCCAUAACCUGUAAAUAUUGUCUUAUGGUGACAAGGAGGGAAGCAGAAAUGAAACGGCACAUAUGGAAAUAUUGUGUAAAAAUACCAAGGGAUGUUGUCAAAAAAUUCAAAUUAGGUGCAACAUUAGAAGAGCUUGGAUUUUUGUAUGGCAGUGAUAAACCUGAGUUAUCGGAAGAUUUGCUCGCAUCUAAUAAUUCAUCACCCACGGAAAAUAACUGCACAUCACCCACUGAAAAUAACUACCUAUCACCCACUGAAAAUAACUGCACAUCACCCGUUGAAAAUAAUUGCAUGUCACUCCUUGAAAAUGAUUGCCCAUCACGAAAUGAAAGUCAUAACCCAUCAUCCGCUGAAAAUAAUUGCACAUCACUCCUUGAAAAUGACUGCCCAUCACGAAAUGAAAUUUAUAACCCAUCACCCACUGAAAAAGCCAACUCAUCACACAGUGAAGAUUAUAAUCCACCUCCCACUCUGUGUAAUGUCCCAUCAACCACUGUAAAUGACAACCCAUUAACCACUGCAAAGAAAAAUAUUUCUAGUUCCUUAGUUGUGUCACAGAUAAUUACAAUAGAUUCUCCACCUGCCAACCGUGCACCUAGUCAAAUGUUCCCGUUUCCUUUGCCAGGAUUACAAUUUUCGAAGUCCAAAGAGCCCUUGGUAUGUUCAUACUGUGGUUUAUGGUACUUCAGAGAAUCUGCUAUUCUUAAGCAUAUGAAAGAGCGCUGUAUCAAGAUACCAGAUAUGGAAAAAGAGUUUCUGAACAGUGGAUCUCGUAUUUGCAGUGUGCCUCAGAAAGGUAAUGAAGCAAGUGAAGCCCUGCAACUUUGUAAGGCAGUGUACAAAAAAGUUGAAAUGCCUGAGCAUAUUGCAAGAUAUGUUUCCCUGCAAGUUUCCCUGCCAGGGAGCCAAGAAUCAGAAUCUCUAUCUAUACUCCCCUUAGAAUUAAACAGUGAAAAAAGGGGUAGUAGUAAGGAACUGAGUGAGCCUCCUGUAGUUGUUACUAUAAAACGGGUGCCAGUAGCAGAGCAAAUAACCAAGAGGCAGGGCAGGGGAGGAGCCAACAGGAAAAGUACAAAGUGUCGCAGAUGCCACGAAAGUUUCAAAUCACCUGAAGCAGUUCUUGCACACAGCAGUGUACAUCAUGGGCCCAAGAAGGGCUUUUAUAGGUGCAAAUUGUGCCAAUUUAAGGUGCCAAAAUAUAAACAAUUAAGAGAACAUGUAUGGGAACACACAGAAGAGACUCCAUAUAGAUGCCAUGUUUGUGAGGUUAAAUUUAGAGUAAGUGAUGCUCUGGUAGAACAUAUGGAGACAGAGCAUGCAUACAAGUUAGUCAAAGAGAGGAACCUUUACAAGUGGUUACCAGGACGCAAUGGCAAAUACAGGGACAUUAAACCAAUGUGUAAAGAUAAUUGUGAAGAGAGCUUAGAAGAUCUUGAUACUAAUUUGGAUAAUCUUGCUGAAGUUAUGGUGAUUACAGACAGUGACAUUUGGACUGGUACGAAUGCAGGAAACACAUCAGCAGACAGUGAAAAUGUUGAUAAAAUACCUCAUGAAACUCUUGAAAGAGUGGCAAAUGACAGCAGUCAACCUGGACAGUUUGAGAGUAAGUAUCUUAAAAACAAAUCCUCUUUGUCCAAGGGAAAUAUAUCUGUAUUUUCAAGCUGUGAAAAUGAGAAAUGUGUUGACCGAAAUGUGGAGACAAAGCAGUCCACUUUAUAUAUGAAUAACUUGGCACAUAAAGAAGGUAUUGAAGAGAAAAGCAAGCCUCAUCAUACAGUGAAAAAGGAGAGGGUAGAUUCUGGACAGAAAAUGACCUCUUUAAAAGGAAAAACUGUCAAUAAAGAUGCUACUAAAAUGAAGAAAUUAAUUUUGAAAAAGGACAAGGAAACAAAAUUGAAACUGAAAGCUAUAAAGAAUUGUGAUGCAGAAAUGAGUUCAAAGGCUAAAGUGGACAACCUGAAUGCAGUAGUAAAAAUGGAAGAGACCUGGGUAGGUAGGCCAGUAAAAGGAAAUAUAGACACUGAGAAAGGACAUUUGAGCCCUGAAGGGAAGGAAAUAGUAAAAUUACAAGAGAAAACAAAAGAAAUAAAAAAACAGGCAAUUGAUGAAGCAUGUGGUGAUGAUGGCUAUGCAGAGAAUGGUGAAGGCCUUCUCUCCAAUGUUGGAAACCUUGAUAGUGUUGUAGAGACUGUUCAUCUGACAGAUAAAUGUCUCUCGUGAGGUUUCUCUCGUAUCUUCCUGGGCUGUUCUGUACAGUAUGUAUAUAUAUAUACACAGUAAUAUGUAUAAAAGUUAAUAAAUUCUCAUAAGUUUGAUAUUUUGACUCCUGUCAGCUGUUAAUAGGAUUUGGAAGAAAAUGUGAAAGUUUAUAUGAAUUAUUUAUUCUGUUCAGCACUACAGUGUUUAUGAAUUGCCGUUUUGUAAUAGUAAAUCUGAUCUGAUAUGUAUAUAGUAACACAGUAUUUACUAUCAACAAAAAUGUGCCAUGUUUUCAUCUAAAUAUGUCAGUCUCAGAUUAUUCUGACCAUUGUUCAGGGAUGUACUAUACUGUACUCGCCUCUGUUUGUGAUACCUGUUCUAAAGUUAUAAGGAAUGUAUAUAACUUGUUUAUAAAAUACUUUUUUAAGUGAGUUAUUAGACCUAAGUACAAAUAAAUAUUUCCAACAA